Messenger RNA from Oppia nitens, 1566 nucleotides. RefSeq names its product cytochrome P450 3A24-like. The record is from RefSeq and is a predicted model, not a curated record. Gene Ontology annotation, molecular function: monooxygenase activity; iron ion binding; oxidoreductase activity, acting on paired donors, with incorporation or reduction of molecular oxygen. Bases 1 to 1566 code for a protein of 521 amino acids. NCBI's taxonomy places the organism in Eukaryota, Metazoa, Arthropoda, Arachnida, Sarcoptiformes, Oppiidae. The transcript is spliced from 2 exons.
AUGUUUUAUUAUGUAAUAAUAAUACUAAUAAUUUUGACUAUACUAUCACUGAUAUGGUGGUACAGACAACGUGUCCACAGUAUGACAGUACUGUCCCGUUGCGGUAUACCSGGACCCCAGCCUCAGCUAAUCAUCGGCAAUAUGACUGACUACUAUCGGUACGGUUAUAAUGAAUGUUUUGAACGGUGGCGCCAAAAAUAUGGCAAAAUUUUUGGCUACUAUUUGGGCGCCAAACCGUUUGUCGUGGUCACUGAUCCCGAAUUACUGAAGCUGAUCCAAGUCAAAGAGUUUAACCAGUUUUUUCAUCGACCAUAUGUCGUACCGGGCGGUCUCUACCGAAACCCGAAGUUUCAUCAACAGAUCAAUCGGGUCGGACCGUUCAAGUGGCGGGCAAUGAGACAAUCGAUGAGCCCGUGGUUUAGUUCRCUACAACUUCGGUCGCUAAUACCAACCAUCGAACAGUGCUCGGAUGUGAUGMUYGGAAAACUGGAACCGUUAGCCGAAUCGGGUCGUGAGUUCAAYAUCUAUCGGGUGUUCGAAGGUAUGACUAUGGAUGCCAUACACCGGACGGCGUUUGGCGUAAUGUCCGAUCCGCAGCUGAAUGUCGAAACCAAUGAGCUUAUGGAUGCUCACCGGACAACAUUGUCGGCCAAAACUAGCGAAUGGUUGGCCACACUGUUGCUAUGUUUCCCGGAGUUUUCGGCGGUCAUCAAUCCAUUGCGCGAUAUACUCGAAAAACUAUGCGAACUGUUCGGGUUGUCCUCGGAUGAGAAACUAUGGCAAAACAUUGAGGCCAUUGUCGACACACGUAUUCAGGGCUAUCGUGAAGGUAUACGCGGCGGCGACAGCUAUAAAGACAUAUUGGAACUGAUGAUCGAAAAACUGGAGGACAGGGAUCCGGAUAAACGGUUGACCAAAACCGAGAUUAUAGCCAACGUGUUGGGUAUCGAUGAGGCGGCUUUCGAAAGUCCGGCCAAUAAUUUGGGUUUCGUUUUUCACUAUCUGGUCAACUGUCCCGAUAUACAGGAGCGCGUAUACGAAGAACUUGAAUGUGUUGUCCUACAGGAAAGUUCGGGUAGUCUAAGCUAUGAUACACUGAAACGACUGGAAUAUACCGAAGCUGUAAUACUCGAAGCGUUUCGCAUAUACCCGACUGACCCCUUGUUUAUCAGUCAUUCACCCGAUCGGGAUUUUGUCUAUCGGGAAUCGCUAACAUUACCCAAAGGUGUCGACAUCAGGGUACCGAUGUAUCAGUUACACCGUGAUCCCGAUCACUGGCCACAACCCGAUCAGUUUCUACCCGACAGGUUCCUCGGCUCCGAUCGCCAGAAAUCAAUCAAUCCGUUUGUCUAUCAGCCGUUCGGUGUCGGACCGCGACUAUGUCCGGGCAAACGGUUCAGUAUAUUUGAAGUCAAACUAAUUAUCGCACAAAUACUGCUACACUAUCGUGUCGUACGGGGUUUGCUAACCGAACCGUUAGACAGUCUAGAGUUAGAUUUCAAACUGUUUUCUCUGUCACCGAAAAACGGUAUUUACGUACGACUAUUGCCGAGAAAAUUUAAAUAA